UUAAAAUCUGGUCGGAUCUGGUUAGACUGUCCAUGUCUUUACUGCUCAUCACUCGAUGCACUCAUCUGUAUUGAUGAUCGGUACUUUAAUUCAGAAUGGACUAUGUCGCUUGUAUACUGCUUGCGAUUGGGCUGCUUCUGGUUGCUGGUACUGCAGUGACAAUUGUUUUCAUUGUUUUCAAGAAUAAAAAUAAGUGUUUCUUCAAAUGCACUUAUCUGUUGAAGCUGUGGCAUAAAAUUAAAAACGUAACAGAAAGGGCAGGGGGAAGAGAUAAACACUGUGAACCACAGUCAGAGAAAGCAGUAGAACCAAAGGCGCAGCAAAAGAGAGCACAUUUAGAUGAGAGACCAGCUGCCUUUCCUCAACCAAAUCUGAAGCAUUUGCCCAUGCAACCAAUAGAAAGGAUCUCCGCUUUGCCCUGUGAUGAAAAGGGCCCUCUCGCAUCACUUGCAAAAGAACAGUACCAUCAGAAGAAAAAAGAAAUAGUGGGAGGUGCUGUCACUGCCAAGAAGCCAAAAAAAACUAAUUAUUUAAAUUCAAAACAAGGAACUGGAAAGCUAAACAUACAACUCUUUUACAACACAGACAAGCAGCAAUUGUGUGUAACUGUAGUGCAGGCUAAAUACUUGUACAUAAAAAUGAAACAUCUAGAUACUGCAGACACUUACAUUAAAGGAACAGUGUUACUGAAAAAACCUUUCAAGUUCAAAACCUCAGUAAAAAAGAAAUCCAAUGACCCGAUGUUUCAGGAGGAAUUUAUAUGUUCAACCAGCCAGUCCUCAUUGAUAAAUACCAACCUUUUGCUUCAAGUGAUGUCCCUUACGCCUCACAGGCAGACACUUGGACACUGUGCUGUGCUAUUAAACACUGUUGGCCCACAGCAGCAGGACUUGUGGCUAGAUCUUCAGCAGUGGCAGGGCACCCAGGCGAGCCAAGGAGCUCUCUGUGUGGGUUUGUGCUACAAUUCUGGUAUGCAUACCAUGGAGCUGAAAAUACUGGAAGCAAAAAACAUCAUCUCAGCCAAUGUAUUUGUCAAGGUGCAACUAUUCCAACAAGAUGUAAGGCUGAGGAAAAAGAAAAGCAGGUGUGUGAAGAGUACAAUAGGGUUCGCACGCUGGGAGGACAGGUUGCUGUUUCAGCUGCCAUCCACUGAUUCCCUCCUACCUGGGGUUCACUUUCAAUUGCAGCUUUACAGCAAAGAUUUCGUCAGAGAUGUUUGCCCUUCGGGAGAGUUAACCUUGGGCUGGAAAAGUGAAAAUGUUGCUCUGGAGCACUGGAAAAACACUGUGUUGAACCCUGGAAAUACUAUCACCAUGUGGCACACACUUAGCUGAUGGGUCAAUUCGCACGCCACGUCUUUUUGGAACUGCAGUACUGCUUUGAGCUUUGGUUCCUGACUCUGGCCUGACGUCACCACUCAGCCAUCCCUGUCACAGUCACACCUACAUUUUUGCAGUAAUCUGGAAAAUUGCUUAUGAAAUUUGAUCAAUGUUGAUCAACUUUUUCUCAUACUGAUAGCUCAAAUAUUACAUUUACAGCCGUGGCUGGGGUGUAUGUUAAUGACAUACAUAUUACUUUCUUACCCACCCUUUUGGUUUCUUUUUCCAUACCUUGCUGGUAUGCCUCAGUAAAAUGCAGAUGUUUACAGCUAUUAGAUGUAUUUAAGAAUGUAUACAACAAGCAAUUGUAUAGUAGAUUCAUUUGAAAUUGACUGCUCAAACAGCACUACAGUCUACUAAACCAGAAUGAACAGACAACACCACUAUAAAUAUUAGCCUUGACCAGGAAAAAACAGUGCUGGCCAGUGAUCAUUGCUGAAGUUUCUGGACUGGGCAGUCUAGUAUGUUCUACAUGUAGGGGGUACAGUUCAUAUUUGUAUUUUAUAUGUUGCUGAUUAAUUUUUUGUUUUGUGUUUUUUUCUUCAGUGCAGUUAAGUUAUACAAUGGUGUAAGUUCGUUUGAACCAUGAUGCCCUGACUGCUGUAGAAUUGUAAUUAGGACUUUUUUUGAAAGUGUUCUUUUUUUCCUAAAGAGUUGAGACCUUGUAGAAUAUUUGUAACUAGUUCAGCUGAAAUAAAAUGUAUUUUUUUUAUUACUGUUUUUUUUUUUUUUGUAUAGGGUACUGCAGUACAUACAGGAUUACUAGGAUUACUGAAAAUAAGAUUGUAGGGUACUGAGUUCCUGUGAUGUUACUGUACUAGAUUGCAUAUCUGUGUACAGCUAUGGCCAAAAGUUGUGCAUCACCCUACAGAAUUAACUAAUUUUAAAGUCGAUUGAAACCUGCUGAAUAAUGCUACGUUAACAAAAAUACUAUACUUCUAUUAUGGUUUCCGGUAUCAUUUUGAAUUUUGUGAUAUCAUUCUGUAGUUUCUUUGAUUACAUGAUGCUAAA
Molecule: messenger RNA, 2390 nt
Organism: Acipenser ruthenus (sterlet)
Lineage: Eukaryota; Metazoa; Chordata; Actinopteri; Acipenseriformes; Acipenseridae
Product: tandem C2 domains nuclear protein-like
Exons: 11
Coding region: 96-1334 (412 amino acids)
Cellular component (GO): nucleus
Source: RefSeq, a predicted model, not a curated record